Molecule: messenger RNA, 6763 nt
Organism: Mytilus trossulus (common blue mussel)
Lineage: Eukaryota; Metazoa; Mollusca; Bivalvia; Mytilida; Mytilidae
Product: importin-7-like
Exons: 27
Coding region: 117-3224 (1035 amino acids)
Biological process (GO): protein import into nucleus
Cellular component (GO): cytosol; nuclear envelope
Molecular function (GO): small GTPase binding
Source: RefSeq, a predicted model, not a curated record
UUUUUACGUCAUCGAUGUCCUUUCUUGGCGCGAUCACCGGCAUGAACCUUGGUUUGGUCCAGAAGAAGACCAAUUUAACUCCAUUUUAAUAACUAAAACACGCCUUAGCAUAUACAAUGGAAGUCAACAGCAUUGUAGAAGCCCUUCGGGCCACAAUGGACAUAAAUAAUAGAGAACAAGCAGAGAAACAGCUUCACGAGGUUCACAAGAUAAUAGGAUUCUCUCCCUUGCUGUUACAAGUUGUAAUGACAGAACAGUUGGAUAUGCCAGUCAGACAAGCAGGUGCCAUUUACCUGAAAAAUGUGUUGACCCAGUCCUGGCAGGAAAAGGAAGUAGAGAACCCAGGAGAUCCUGUGCCUUUUAGUGUUCAUGAACAAGAUCGUCAACAAAUCAGAGAUAAUGUCAUAGAGGCCAUCAUACAUGCUGCUGGACCAAUCAGGUCCCAGUUAUGUGUUAUUGUUAGUCACAUCAUAAAAUGUGAUUACCCAGGAAGAUGGGCUGUUUUACCAGAGAAGAUUGCCACUUUUAUCCAAUCAGAAAAUCCCAUGCAGUGGAUGGGAGCUUUGAUGACUUUGUAUCAAAUGGUUAAAGUUUAUGAAUACAAAAGACCUGAUGAAAGAAAGAUACUCGAUGAUGCUAUGGGAGUAAUGUUACCAUUAAUAUACCAGAGGAUUUCAUUCAUGAUGCAGGACCAAUCAGAAGCCUCUGUCCUACUACAAAAACAGAUACUGAAAAUUUAUUAUGCCUUUAUUCAGAAUUUUUUGCCACAAGAUGUUUUAACAAAAGAAGUUUUCACUCAGUGGAUGGAAGUUAUCAGGCAGAUUGUUGACAGACCUGUUCCUGAGGAAACCACACAGAUAGAUGAAGAUGAGCGACCUGAGUUGGCAUGGUGGAAGGUCAAGAAAUGGGCAACUCAUAUACUGGCUAGAGUGUUUGAAAGGUAUGGAAGUCCUGGUAAUGUGACCAAAGAAUACAAUGCGUUUGCUGAAUGGUAUCUGAAAGCCUUUUCAGGUGGCAUAAUUGCAGUUUUAUUUAAAGUAUUGGACCAGUACAGACAAAAGAUAUAUGUAGCACCUAGAGUAAUGCAACAAGUUCUCAAUUAUUUAAACCAAGGAGUCAGCCAUGCAUUUUCGUGGAAAUACAUGAAGCCUCAUUUCCAGACUUUAAUACAAGAAGUUUUAUUCCCUUUGAUGUGUCACAGUGAUGAAGAUGAUGAAUUAUGGAAUACAGAUCCUCAGGAAUACAUCAGAGUUAAAUAUGAUGUGUUUGAAGAUUUCCUGUCACCCGUGAUAGCUGCACAAACAUUAUUUUAUUCUGCGGCAUCAAAACGAAAAGAAGUCUUGCAAAAAGCCAUGGGAUUUUCUAUGCAAGUUAUAAAUGAACCAAAUGUUAACCCUAGGCAAAAAGAUGGAGCAUUGCACAUGAUAGGAGCAGUAGCUGAAGUUUUAUUGAAGAGAAAGAUUUACAAAGAUCAGGCAGAAAUGAUGUUAGUAAACCAUGUCUACCCAGAAUUCACCAAUGAAAGUGGAUUUUUACGUGCCAGGGCUUGUUGGGUUUUGAAACAUUUUUGUGAGUUGAAAUUUAAAAAUGAGAACAAUUUGCGCCAAGCAUUAGAAUUGACGCGGAAUGCUUUAUGUAGUGAUAAAGAUUUACCAGUACGGGUAGAAGCAGCUAUAGCUUUACAGAUGAUAAUUACAGAACAAGAAAAAGCCAAACAGUUCAUACAACCACAUAUAAAACCUAUAAUUUUAGAAUUGUUAAAUGUGAUAAGAGAAACAGAAAGUGAUGAUUUAACGACUGUGAUGCAAAGAUUAGUGUGUACAUAUGUAGAGGAAGUGUCUGCUUUAGCUGUAGAAAUGAUGACACAUCUGGCUUCAACCUUUGCUUCGGUGAUUGAUGGUGAUAUAUCCGAAUCAGAAGAGAAAUCUAUUACAGCUUUAGGUUUACUCAAUACCAUGGAAACCAUAUUAACUGUCAUGGAAGAUCAAAAAGAGAUUAUGUUACAGUUAGAGGGCAUCGUUUUAAAUGUGAUAGGUGUUAUUAUGCAAAAAGAAAUUAUGGAUUUCUAUGAAGAGAUGUUAUCCUUGGUGUACAGUUUAACCAGUGGCCAUGUAUCGGUACAUUUAUGGCAAGUGUUCCAGAUGUUACACACUAUGUUCCAGAAAGAUGGCAUUGAUUAUUUUACAGAAAUGAUGCCUGCUUUACACAACUAUAUAACAGUAGAUACUCCUGCUUUCCUAGCUAACCCAGAACAUGUACAGAUUAUAUAUAACAUGUGUAAAACAGUAAUGUCAGCUGAUAUUGGUGAAGACGCUGAGUGCCAUGCAGCCAAGUUAUUAGAAGUUAUUAUACUACAAUGUCCUGGACAAGUAGAUCAUGUAAUUCCAUCAUUUAUAGAAUUAGCAUUGUCAAGACUUACACGUGAAGUUUUAACAUCAGAAUUACGGACUAUGUGUUUACAAGUUGUGAUAGCUGCAUUGUAUUAUAAUUUACCAUUUUUGAUGGACACGUUAUCUAAGUUACAAAUUCCAAACGUUAAUGGAUCAUUAUUAGCUCAGUUUUUGAAAUCUUGGUUCCAUGAUAUAGACUGUUUUGUUGGUUUACACGACAGAAAAAUAACAGUUUUAGGAUUGUGUUCGUUGGUAAAUCUGAUCAGUAAUAAUCGACCAACUGAAGUGUCAGAAGUCUCAGCACAGAUUAUACCUGCUAUGUUGUUACUCUUCUCUGGCCUGAAGAGAGCCUACGCUGCCAAAGCCAAGGAAGACGAAGAUAGUAGUGACGAGGAAGAGGAAGAUGAUGACGAAGAAAAAGAUGAAAAUGAAUUGGCCAGUGAUGAAGAUGAGGUUGAUGAAGAUGGAGCACAAUACUUAGAAAAACUAGAGAAAUCCGCCAAUGAAGAUGAUGAUAGUGAUAAUGAAUAUUCAGAUGACGGAAUGGAGGAAACAGCAUUAGAAAGUUACCAGACACCACUGGAUGAAGAUAGUUGUGAAGUCGAUGAAUAUCAAGUCUUCAAAAAUGUUCUACAAAGUAUCCAGACAGCUGAUCCCGUUUGGUACCAGGCUUUAAUGACACCUGUCACUCCAGAACAAACCAAGGAAUUGGAGGAUGUUUUCAAGUUAGCUGAACAAAGACAUGCUGCUGCAGAAUCAAAAAGAAUAGAGGAUGCUGGAGGCUAUGUAUUCCAGAAUCAGUCUGUGCCACAGAAUUUUAAUUUUGGAACAUAACACACAUCGUCAAAUGGCAUUCCCUGUGUUUGACUGCUUAUGGCUUCGAGGAACGCAAGAUAAUCGCAUUACGUGGGCAUGUUGUCAAUACCAUAAUUCACAAAACCUAAUGCUAUACAACCAUUCACUGUACAUUUGAUUCAUUUAGUUACUCAUUUGUGCAUACAAGAUUGCAGAUACAUUCUUGGUGGAUCUUUAGUUUGUGAUUAAAUACUGAUUUUUUUGUCGAGUUUAGUUAUUGCUUUCUCUUCAGUUAUUGUCGCAAGAGAAAUUUGUCAUCAUGCAUAGAUUUCAUGAGUUGUAUUGGAAGACUGUGGCUAUAGUGAGAUCUCCAGUUAGAGCGAAGAAAAUGACAUUAAAAACAAACAAUCAUGUGUUUAUAUCAGAAUGUUAAUUGAAAUAUUGCUACAUACUAACAUUCAUUAUCAUGUAAAAAUGGAAAUUAUCCAUUAUCAAGAUUUCUCAAGUGUCAUACUAAAGUAGAUAGUUUGAAAUUUAGAAAUGAAUGGAAAUUAAACAAAAGUUAACUGAAAUGAAAUUUUAGUAAACAUUGAUUUAGAUUUGAAUGUGAAUUUUUAUGUUGAUACAGUUCAGUUAAAAACAACAGAUUUUCAGCAUUAAUUUGAUUUUCCGUUAAAUUCGAUAUUUUCAUUCUUUAUAUGCAAGUUGAAUAAGGGUUCAAGCUUUUGGUGUGGCAUUAACUGCCUUAAAUUUUUGGAAAUGAAACUAAGCAAGUCAAGUUAUAGCAACAAAUCAUUAGUUGAAAAAGGACCCAAUGUUGGCACCCUAAAAAUAUAUUUUUGUUGUUAUUUAUCAUGUAAAAUUCUUAUUUAAAAAAAAAGUGUUCUUAAAAUUGCUUUCUUAGUGAAAAAAGAAAAGCUUUUGUAUAUUCUUUUAAGUUAAACAAAUUGAUCCAGUCUAGUCAAAAAAUUAAACUUAACAUUUCAAAUGCAUAAUGAUACAUGUUUUGUUUUAGUUUUUCUUUUAUUUUUGCUUUUAGAUAGUUGCAAUAUAUUGAGUUCAUUGAAUAACAAGUUUAAAUACUCAUCAAAAGUUGUUAAUCAGUUUACAAUACGGCCUUUACAAUUAACUUUUUGAGUGCACAAGCCCUAAACUCGAUGGUAAACAUUUUUAGUUGGCUUCUGUCUGCUUGUAAAGAAGAAUUUUACAAGCCUGGGCCAUAGAACUUGAGGUUAAGCACGAAGAGUGACAAUAAAGACAACUCAAACUAUAUCUAUUAAGUAAUAAAGUUUAGUCCCUUACUGUCAGAUGAAAUACAUUUUAUAUUUCAUCUGCUAAAACAGGAUAUCACUUGACAGAUUUUUAUCAGUAAAACUUUCGAUACCACAUUUGUAAAUGAUUCUUGUAUGUCAUAUUUACGAAUUCAGUUAUGGAAGGAGAUAUACUAACAAGUAAAACAUGUAAAUGUGUUAUUACUGAUUAAAGAUGAUCUGUGCUGAAUGAAAUUGUAUGAAUGUCAAAAUAAUUCCCUCCCCAAACCAGAUUUUGUAAGUGAGGUAUAUUGGUGCUGAAUUGAUAGAUUUGAUGUGUGUUUGUUUUUGUCUGAAGUAUUACGUCUUUCUUAUUUUGCAAUUUUGUUAAGCUUCCAUGAAUACAUUCCUUUAAAACUUGUAUUGCGCUAUGAGGUAUGUAUUUUAUCAUAUUUAAUUUUUUAUGCAUAACAAAUUUUUUUUUUCUUUUUCUGAAGGCUUAAACCCAGAACUAGAGCAUGGUGUUUUCUUGCUGAUUACUUUUAGUUUAGCCUUUCAUCAUAAGUUUCAUUGCAACAGAUUUUUGUUCAAUCUAUUUCUUUUAAAUAUUAUUUGGUACAACGGUUGCUAAACUCAUGUUUCAUGUAAAAGCCAAAAGUUGUUUUUAGAAAGGUUGUAUUAUUAUAAACCCAAAAUACAAUAUCUGAAUUUAAACAUUUUGGGUGUGAAGUAUUCCACAUGUUUAUGAAUCUCUUGCCUUUGUUUAACCCUCUUGUUUAAAAUAUUCACUUUUUCAUCAAAAUUAAAAGCAGCGAUUUUACCAACAGUCUUGUCAUGAUUCAUUUUAAUGAUAUUGGGCGUCUUGCAAGUCUGAUCAUUCAAAGUUGAUAACAAAAUUAACAUCUAUUUCGUAACAACAACAUAAAAGUGCUUAAUUUCUAUGAUAAUGUAAAUUAAUAGGGAAUGAUAUAUACUAAAUUUCUAAUUAAAUUUUCAAGGAAUGGUUUUCGUUGGAAUGAGGUAUUCAAUGGCAAGAUUAGUCCAUUUGUUAUACAAACUAUAUAAGAUCAGAAUACAGUGUGGUUAAUGUCCUCCUUUACAUGACGUAACCAUGGUUGUGCUCCUAAGAUAGGAGGAUUACACAGUGGAUAUGUAAUAAUCUUGUAAAAAUAUUAUCAUUGAUCAUUUAUCAUUUGAACUUUCCAAGAACAUCCAUCCAUUAAAUGCAUGUAAUUGUGUUAAUAAAAAAAAUAAUGUAUUUAUUAAAAUGUACAUAAAAUAUCAUCAUUGGACAGUAUUGUACAUAGUAUACCAUUGUACAUAUGUAUAUUUAUUUUGUUAUAGAGAAAAUGUCAAAUAACAGUAAACGAUGAAAAUUUGUAAAGGUGCAAAUGUAUUUAUAAAUUGUAAUAAUGUGUAUUUUUGUCACAGUAAAUCGAGAGAAAUUAUUAGUGCUAAAUUGAUAUAAAAAAAAUGGGUGUAUGGAAACUUGAUGCAAGAUUUUUCUGCUUUCUUAUUUUUAAAACACUAGUGAUGUCAUUUGGCAUCUAGGAGAGAAUAUUUGAUAUCCAAUUUCUUUCCAAUUUUGCUGGUAAAUUAGCAUUUUAACCACACUAACUUCACAACCUGUUAGUUCCUGAUAACUUUAGUUUCAAAUUGACUUCUAAAAGCAAAAAGCUGCAUAGGUUUCCAUGGUUUUGGAUGUUUUAAUAAAUAUUAUGUGAUUUGAUAUUUCAUCUUUUGCUGACAAGUUUGACAAUUUCUUGUAUUUAAAAUUCUACAUUACAUGUGAUAAUCCACAGAAGUAACAGGAGAUUUGCAUUUUGAUUUUGAUACAUUCAUUUGUCCUGAAAUUAAAUUGAUUCAAUAUGAAUCUCUAAAAAAGUAAACAGAUUAUCUCCCUUGUUAAGUAUGGAAGUAUCGCAUGUAUGAAAAUAGCAUUUGUAUAAGUGACAUUGUGAUUUUACAUCCUUGCUUGGUGUACCUACUAAGCAGGUAUUUAGGCCAAAUAUGGACAACAAUAUUUUUAAUUUCACAUAUUCAACCAUUAUUUCACAAGAUUAUUAUGAAAAAAUAGUUGCAAUGAAAUUUUCUUAUGUUUUAAAAAUUUUAAGGACUUUUUCAUUGUUUCAUUAUCUUGAGUGAUUUGUUUCUGAAAUGACAGUCAUUGCAUCAAAAAUACUACUACAAUUUUAUAUGAUAAAUCUGUAUUACAUUUACUGAAUCCACAAUAAAAAGCAGUCUGGUUAACCUCUACUAAGUAUGCAUUUUGCUAUUUUGUUUUGUAUCAGUGCAAAUUCCUAUCAUGAAAUAAAAAAUUGAAAUGAU